UACAUGAAAUCAUUACUUAUUAGGUCUGAGCUGCUGGUUAAGUACUGACCUCCUAAUUUAACUCUGGUCAACAGAAAGGCCUCAGUAGUACUAAUAAAUACAAACUAAAUUGAGUAAUUUCAUAGGUAUCUUAAAUAUUAAAUUGUUUGAAUAUAAACCCGAUUUCAUUUUGGAUAUAUUCGAUAUUUUGCAAUCUGUGUGGGGCAGUUAGAAAAACGAACCAUCAUUGACCUUUUGCUCUGGGAACAAAACUUAUCCAUGUACCUAAUAUGUGGCUGUCCUUGAAGUAGACAGAAGAAAUCUGAUUUGGAACUCUAACUGGGGUCUUUGUCUGGAAGUUUUUAUCUAACAGAGUUCAUAGAUGCAUAUAUUUUGGGUGCUUAAAUUGUUAUGCAUUUUGUGAUACAAUUAAUGAAAUAAUCACUAUACACAGAAAAGUAAAAUGAAAAAUCAUAGUGACAGUACCUUGAGUUCUUGUAGUUGUCUGUAGGGAUUAAUUUUGUGUUUUCUAAAUAACAUUUUUAAAUCGCUUCUCAGCUUCCAUAUAUAGCUAAAUCACAGGUUUGCUUAUCAACAAUCUUAAUUUAUUAUGCCUUUUUCUUUUGUUUCUUGUCAUAGUCAGAAGAUAAAAGUUGUAUAUCAACCAUUACAAAUCCCAAGGUGCAGAAUCGAAAAUGGUAGAGGAACUGAAGCUACUAGGAACAUGGGCUAGUCCUUUUAGUCACAGAAUAAGACUAGCCCUGAAACUGAAAGAGUCACUUGUCAUUCUUGAAUACAUCGAUCAAACCUGGAAGCAUCAUCCACUCUUGCCUAAAGAUCCUUACGACCGAGCCAUAGCUCGUUUCUGGGCUAAAUUUGUCGACGAAAAGAUCCUGCAAACAGCUCUCAAGGGUAGUGCAGCCACAGGAAAGGAGAAGGAGCAGGUCAUUGAAGAAGUUGAUCAAUACCUGAAGCUGUUAGUAAAUGAGCUAAAAGAUAACGAUUUCUUUGGAGGUGAGAGUAUUGGAUACUUAGACAUAGUGGCAUUUUCUAUCUUCUAUUUCUUUGAAGGGCAUCAAGUAAUUAUGCGAAUCAAGUUGAUCAGUGAAGAGAAAGUUCCAGUUCUAUACAAAUGGAUGGAAAGGCUAUGUGAAAGAGAUGUGAUCUGCGAGUCCCUGCCUCCAAAAGACAAACAUUUGGGUUAUUUUGUAGCCCCAACAGAGGCUGCAAAAUCCGUCUCCAAAUGUAGAUCUGUACUUUUAGAUUCAUAAGCUGCAUUUUGUUUUUGUGUUCAAUUACUCUGUAGUUUCUCUGUUUUCAUCAUGGUCACUUGCUUUGAUAUUAGUCUUAAUGUCAUGAAUUUUACCCUUCUCAAA
Molecule: messenger RNA, 1355 nt
Organism: Ricinus communis (castor bean)
Lineage: Eukaryota; Viridiplantae; Streptophyta; Magnoliopsida; Malpighiales; Euphorbiaceae
Product: glutathione S-transferase U7
Exons: 3
Coding region: 675-1250 (191 amino acids)
Biological process (GO): glutathione metabolic process
Cellular component (GO): cytoplasm
Molecular function (GO): glutathione transferase activity
Source: RefSeq, a predicted model, not a curated record